Pistacia vera is the source of this 807-nucleotide messenger RNA. Its product is annotated as protein YIF1B-like. Lineage: Eukaryota; Viridiplantae; Streptophyta; Magnoliopsida; Sapindales; Anacardiaceae. Gene Ontology annotation, biological process: endoplasmic reticulum to Golgi vesicle-mediated transport. The transcript has 4 exons. The record is from RefSeq and is a predicted model, not a curated record. Gene Ontology annotation, cellular component: endoplasmic reticulum membrane; endoplasmic reticulum-Golgi intermediate compartment; Golgi membrane. The coding region runs from base 1 to 807 and encodes 268 amino acids.
AUGCAUGAGAAAUCAAGAAAUUACCAUGCACAAAUUUUAGUGCCAAAAUCAAAUAAACAUAACAAUCCUUUUGGUGAUGCAAUUUAUGGAGCUGGAUCGGAUCUAAUCAAAACUGAAUUUAGUGAUUACAGUGAGAAGCCUCCGGGAUCAAGCUCAUCUUAUGUUCAUAGCAAUCUUGGAAGAUUACUCUCCAACACCCGAUAUUAUUUUCAGGUCAAUGAUCAAUAUGUUAUAAAUAAAUUGAAAGUGAUUCUUCUUCCAUUUCUGCACAAGGGACAUUGGAUGAGGGUAACGGAUAAUGUUGAGGGUCAAUUAUGUUAUAAGCUUCCAAUUUAUGAUAUAAAUGCACCUGAUUUGUACAUCCCAUUGAUGGCAUUUGGUAGUUAUCUCGUUCUUGCUGGCUUCUUUCUCGGCAUAAAUGGAAAGUUCAGUCCUGAAGCUUUAGGAGUGCAAUUUUCGAACGGACUGAUUUGCUGGCUGUUCCAAGUCCUCCUUCUCGAGGCUACACUGCACAAUUUAGGCGACGGAGACAUACCCUUACUUGAUGUUGCUGCAUAUGGAGGAUACAUUUUUGUUGCUGUAUCGGUUGUGUUGAUGGCCAGAAUAGUUGGCGGCUAUUGCUUCUAUGUGGUUGCAUUAUGGGAGGGUGUCUGUAUGGGGAUGUUUUUGGUGAAAAUUCUGAAGAAAAUUUUGAUUGCAGCGGUUAGAAUUCCUGAGAAGCAUCCCAGCAAGCGACACUAUCUCUUGCUUUUAGUUGCCUUUGCGCAAUUACCAUUGUUAUUUUGGCUUGGAAAUGUUAGUGUUUGA